Messenger RNA from Aspergillus alliaceus, 1812 nucleotides. Its product is annotated as methionine aminopeptidase 2. Gene Ontology annotation, molecular function: metalloaminopeptidase activity. The record is from RefSeq and is a predicted model, not a curated record. Lineage: Eukaryota; Fungi; Ascomycota; Eurotiomycetes; Eurotiales; Aspergillaceae. The transcript has 7 exons. Gene Ontology annotation, biological process: proteolysis. Bases 206 to 1543 code for a protein of 445 amino acids.
CUGCUAACUAGCUAUCAAUCCGCAUGCUUGGUGAUAUAAUAGGAAGUCCUGCGGAGUCUUGGCAUUAAUACCUCUUUGAUACUAAAAUACCGACUGCAGCCGCCGCUCCCCUCUUUUUUUCCGCCGUCAGAUUUCUCUGCGCACCCAAACGCUGGUUUUUGCUUCCCCCGCCAACGGAUUUUCUUAUUUUAAAAUCCUUUCUAUAAUGGCUGCGCAGGCUAGCGAGGAUCUGCAGAAGCUUGACCUAAACGGUCAGGGCGGUGCCGCUAAAGCGGAUGCCCCUACCGCAGGUCAAGCAGAAGCCGGAGAGGCGGAGGACGACUCGGAUGAUGACGCUGAUGAAGGAAAUGCUGCUGCCGAAAGUGGAGCUAACGGAGCCGCCAAGAAAAAGAAGAAGCGCAAGUCCAAGAAGAAGAAGAAGGGAGGUGCGAAGGUUCAGAGCGAGCCGCCGCGUGUACCUCUGUCUCAACUAUUCGCCGGCAAGCAGUUCCCCGAGGGCGAGAUCGUCGAGUACAAGGAUGAGAAUUUGUACCGCACGACCAACGAAGAAAAGCGUUAUCUCGACCGCAUGAACAAUGAUUUCCUGCAGGAAUACCGCCAGGGUGCCGAGGUGCACCGUCAGGUCCGUCAGUAUGCUCAGAAGACCAUCAGGCCUGGGCAGACCUUGACGGAAAUCGCUGAGGGCAUCGAGGAUUCGGUGCGUGCUUUGACUGGCCACCAGGGUCUUGAGGAAGGUGACAACCUUAAGGGUGGUAUGGGUUUCCCUUGUGGUCUGAGCAUCAACCAUUGUGCCGCCCAUUACACUCCCAAUGCGGGCAACAAGAUGGUAUUGCAGCAGGGAGAUGUGAUGAAAGUCGACUUUGGUGCCCAUAUCAAUGGCCGCAUUGUCGACAGUGCUUUUACUGUGGCCUUCGAUCCGGUUUACGACCCCCUGCUGGAAGCCGUUAAGGAUGCUACCAAUACUGGAAUUCGCGAAGCGGGUAUUGACGUCCGCAUGAGCGAUAUUGGUGCUGCCAUACAGGAAGCCAUGGAAAGCUAUGAAGUUGAACUCAACGGGACCAUGUAUCCCGUGAAGUGUAUUAGGAACCUCAACGGUCACAAUAUUGAUCAGCACGUCAUCCAUGGCGGCAAGAGCGUUCCGAUUGUGAAGGGUGGAGACCAGACCAAGAUGGAGGAAGGUGAAGUUUUCGCCAUUGAAACCUUCGGUAGUACCGGAAAGGGCUACGUGAGAGAGGAUAUGGAAACUUCCCACUAUGCCUUGGCUGCUGAUGCCCCUUCGGUGCCUCUGCGCCUCUCUUCGGCGAAGAACCUGUUGAAUGUGAUCAACAAGAACUUUGGCACCCUUCCCUUCUGUCGUCGUUACCUUGACCGACUGGGACAGGAGAAGUACCUUCUUGGGUUGAACAACCUGGUUUCAUCUGGAAUUGUCCAGGAUUACCCGCCACUCUGUGAUAUUAAGGGCUCAUACACUGCCCAAUAUGAACAUACGGUUGUCCUUCGGCCUAACGUGAAGGAAGUGAUCAGUCGUGGAGACGAUUACUAAACAAGGAUAUUUUAUUAGGCAUUUCAACCAAAGUUGCUUUGCCUAUAGCAUUAUGAGAUCAAGAAAAGCCAAUUGUAGCAAAUAGAAAUGGUCAUGAACAUAGUACAUACUAACUACGUACAAAUGGAUUGGAAUGGAUAUCAAACCAUUCUUCCCUUACAGGAAAGGCGGUAGAUCGGACCACUCACAAGCACGAGAAGGGCCCCACGUGGAAACAUCCACUCCGACUCACGUUGUCGUCGCAAUUAAUCAGAAGACUCGGAUCGUCC